ACAGGUGCAGAUGUAGUCAAACCUCAGAUUGACAAACAUUUGAGUGGGGGGUGGAGCCUGCAGGUGGUGAUGUCAAAGCGAGGAGCAGGAGGGCGGAGUAAGGGGGAGCGACUGGACACCAUGGCAACUCUUCAAGCAGCCAAUGAGGAGCUCCGAGCGAAACUGACAGAGAUCCAGAUCGAACUACAACAGGAAAAGAACAAGGUGAGCCGACUGGAGAGGGAGAAAGGUCAGGAGCUGAAGGCGGAGCAUCACCGGGCGGCGGUUGCUGUGACUGAGCUGAAGACCAAACUCCACGAGGAGAAGCAGAAGGAGCUUGCACUCACCCGGGAGACGUUACUACGGCAACAUGAGAUGGAGCUCAUGAGGGUCAUAAAGAUCAAAGAUGGUGAAAUCCAACGUCUUAAUGGACUGGUGCUCACCUUAAGGGACGGAUCCACAGACAAGUGUCGCUUCCAACACGAGAUUCUUGAGCUGAGAGGAGCAAAGAGGAACGCUGAGGAGGCGCUGACAUCGGCUCAGCAGGCCUGCCAGGCCAGAGCGGCCGAGCUGCGAUCAGCUCAUCAUCAGCACCAAGAGGAGCUUAACAGGACCAAGAGAGACUGUGAGAGAGAGAUUCGCCGCCUGAUGGAUGAGAUAAAGCUGAAGGACAGAGCUGUCAGUGUUUUGGACAAAGCCCUCGGUCUGCAGGCUGGACACGCCCACCGCCUCCAGCUGCAGACUCAGGCUGCUGAACAGCAAAUUGCAGCCCUGAGAGAUGCACAGAGGGCGGGGCUAAACCACCCCACUCUUAACCCCAACCCCAACAACGCUCCUCACAUUUCUCAGGAGGAUCGUGACACUCGGAGGUUUCAGCUGAAGAUAGCUGAGCUCAGCGCCGUCGUCAGGAAUUGGUCUGGGUCUGCGUCCAUUUACCAUGUGGAGUUUGAGGUGGAUCUAGAUUUGAAGCGCCUGAGAGAGGCCGAGAGUCAGUUUCUUCCUCUUCUGGACAAGAACAAGCGUCUGAGCCGCAAAAACGAAGAGCUGGCUCUAGCGCUGCGUCGACUCGAUAACAAGCUUCGCUUCGUCACCCAGGAGAAUCUGGAGAUGGUAACUAUGAGGAGGCCGAGUUCAUUAAAUGAUCUGGACCGCAGCCACUCCACCAGUUACCAUGGUUACAGUCAGGACGAGAGAGAGAUGGAGUUUCUGCGGCUACAAGUCCUGGAGCAGCAACACAUCAUUGAUGACCUGUCCAAGGCUCUGGAGACAGCUGGUUAUGUGAAGAAUGUGAUUGAGAGAGACAUGUUACUGAGGUACCGCCGUCAGGAAUCGGUGAGGAGGAAACGGACCUUCAGAGCCUGCAGGGUCAUUGAGACGUUUUAUGGCUAUGAUGAAGAGGCGUCUGUGGAUUCUGAUGGCUCGUCUUUGUCCUUUCACACUGACAGAACUCCAGAUACUGAACCAGACGAGUUCGCUCUGUCUGUGUCUCAGGACCUGAAGUGGGUGGAGGAGAAGCAGGCGCUGUAUCGGAGGAAUCAGGAACUGGUGGAGAAGGUCAGGCAGAUGGAAGGUGAAGAGCUGCGACUGAGAAUCGACAUCCAGGAUGCCAAAGACCAGAACGAGCUGCUGGAGUUCAGGAUCCUGGAGUUAGAGGAGAGGGAGCGGCGCUCACCCGCCAUCAACUUCCAACAGCUCCAUUUCCCAGAAGGCCUCAGUCCUCUACAGGUUUACUGUGAGGCAGAGGGAGUCACUGACAUCGUGAUGAGUGAGCUGAUGAAGAAGCUGGACAUUCUGGGAGAUAACGCCAAUCUGUCCAAUGAAGAGCAGGUGGUGGUGAUACAUGCCCGGACGGUGCUCACUCUAGCAGAAAAGGUGAGCGUCCCACCUGCUGAGGUUUCUGCUCUCUGACAGGAUGCAGAUAAAGAGCUGUUCAGUAAGCAGAAAGGUUACUUGGAUGAAGAGCUGGACUACAGGAAGCAGUCGAUGGAUCAGGCCCAUAAGAGGAUCCUGGAGCUGGAGGCCAUGUUGUUUGAGGCUCUGCAGCAGGAAGAGGAAUCCAGGAUAGAGGGAUUAAAGAUGGAGGGUCGACUGUCUGAGAGUCUGACAGAGGGAGAGCGAGAGGAGCUGAGGAGAGCCAUGGACCAGUGGAAACGAACUGUGAUGUGUGAGCUCAGAGAGAGAGAUGCCCAAAUCCUUCGAGAGCGGAUGGAACUACUGCACCUCACCCAACAGAGGAACAAGGAGCUGGAAGAAUUUAUAGAAGCACAGAAACGACAGAUUAAAGAGCUGGAAGAGAAGUUCCUUUUCCUGUUUCUCUUCUUCUCUUUGGCCUUCAUCCUAUGGUCCUAACAGCAGCAGUGUGUGCAGACCACCACAGUCCAGCAGCUGAGUGGCCAGGUCAGCUCAGUCUGGAUCAGACCAGGAGGACCUGAAAGGAUUCCUGGAACCAGCAGCUCACCAACCGAGUGUCUAUGGGUUCUCUGUUGCCAGCCAAUCAGAGCAGAGCCCAGCUGUCAGCUGGCUCUCAUUCGUUCCUAGAAUGCCACUGUGCUGUCUCACAAUGACUGAUGGCUUCGUUUCAGCUCGCUGAUGUUCAGCUAAGUAAAAGAGUCUGGCCCCAACUGGUGUUGGACUCUUACUAGCUAAACUAGGUGACACCCUAUAUGAUCAGCUUAGGUCGCUGAUUUUGAAGUUGUCAGAUGGGGUUGGUUCAGUAACCUGUGACAGAGCUGAACCUGAGCUCAGCAGAGUUAGGCUGAAGAGCAAAGUCUCUAUAAGAACUAGACAUAAAAACAUCAGAAACCAGCCUGACAGAAGUUUAGUUCAAUAAUUCUUUGUUCUGAUUGGCUGUUCCACCUGAAGAGCAGACGGUGAAUUUAGCUCCUCCCGCUUUAUUCACAGAGCUAAGGUCACACCUGGUUUGUCUGCAACAGAAGAAGGACCUCCACAAUGUCAGGAGGUCUGUUAGGAGAUAAGAGUGAAGUGAAGUGGUCCAGGUAAACCAGGUUCAGGAGGUCCAGAUAGACCCGGUUCAGGAGGUCCAGAUAGACCAGGUUCUUGAGGUCCAAAUAAACCAGGUUCAUGAGGUCCAGAUAGACCAGAUUUACCGGGUCCACAUAAACCAGGUUCAUGAGGUCCAGAUAAACCAGGUUCAGGAGGUCCAGAUAGACCAGGUAUACCAGGUCCACACAAACCAGGUUCACUGGCUUCCGGUUAAAUACCGCAUCAAUUUCAAGAUACUUUUGUACACAUUCAAGGCUACCCAUCAUCUCUCACCUUCAUACCUCUCUGACCUGGUUCAAAUCACCAUUCCUUCUCCGUAUCUCAGAUCCUCCUCCUCUCUUUCUCUUUCCAUCCCUUCCCCCACGGCUAGCCACCGUGGGGCGCAGGGCUUUCUGUUGCUCUGCCCCCCGUCUUUGGAACUCCCUUCCUCUUGAGAUAAGAAACAUCACUUCCCUCCCUCUAUAUAAGUCCAGACUCAAAACUCACAUAUUCACAUUAGCCUAUUCCACAUAAAUCUUUCCAUCCUGCUACUUUAAUUUAUUUGAUCUAUUUGCUCAACGUUUUAUCAUUAUUAUUUUGUAAAUUGUUAUGUUUGUUGUUGUUAUUGCUUGUGUACAGUGUCCUUGAGUGUUUUGAAAGGCGCUUUCUUAAAUAAAAUGUAUUCAUUCAUUCAUUCAUUAUUCAUGAGGCCCAGAUAGACCAGGUUAACCAAGUCCACACAAACCAGGUUCAUGAGGCCCAGAUAAAUCAGGAUCAGGAGGUCAAGAUACACCAGGUUCAGGAGGUCCAGACAAACCAGGUUCAUGAGGUCCAGAUAAACCAGGUUCAUGAGGUCCAGAUAAACCAGGUUCACCAGGUCCACACAAACCAGGUUCAUGAGGUUCAGAUAAACAUGAGGUCCGACAAACCAGGUUCAGGAGGUCGAGAUAAAUCCGGUUCAGGAGGUCCAGAUAGACCAGGUUCACCGGGUCCAGACAAACUAGGUUCAUGAGGUCCAGGCACACAAGGCAAACUAGGUUCAUGAGGUCCAGGCACACAAGGCAAACUAGGUUCAGGAGGUCUAGAUUAACCAGUCUCACCGGGUCCAAACAAGCCAGGUUCAUAAGGUGCAGGCAAACCAGGUUCAUGAGGUCCAGAUAAAUCAGGUUCAGGAGGUCAAGAUAGACCAGGUUUACCGGGUCCAGACAAACCACGUUCAUGAGGUCCAGAGAAACCAGGUUCACCAGGUCCAGACAAACAAGGUUCAGACUGUGUUUAAUUUGAUGGAGAGAAGCACAGCAGUAGUCUCUGAUCUUGAGGUGCUAGAUAUCCUGGAUUUAGGUCCUGGGAAUGACUCCCAAUAUGUUUCUGUUCCAUAUCUAAAUAAUGUCACAGAACUAAAACUAAACUAUAUCACAAUAUAUAAUAUAUGAUUGAUUAGUAUUACAUGAAAUGAUGCACCUUUUCACUUUACACUGAAGUUACCUGAUAUUGUUAAAUAAAAAGUUUAAUUAUAAAAAAGCUAAAGACUUUGUAUUUUGGUUAAUACCUACAUUACAUUAAUAUUUUUAAAGCUUUUGUUUCUUUUGGGUUUCUGCCAGCAACCGUAUUUGACUUCAAGUUCUGCACUUUGUCUUUUUGACCAUUUACCAUUUCUCUGAGUUAUCCUCAGUGUUCAAAUGAAGCAGGAUCAGAAUCUGUUGUUUUAAAAGUUGCAUCCUGCUGUUGUACUUUUAUUAUUCCAGAUGAUAUUUUUCUAUCCCUGCUGUGAGUCUAAACACUGAACAUCUGAAGAGUUGGCGAUUAAAAAUGGAAA
Molecule: messenger RNA, 4777 nt
Organism: Neolamprologus brichardi
Lineage: Eukaryota; Metazoa; Chordata; Actinopteri; Cichliformes; Cichlidae
Source: RefSeq, a predicted model, not a curated record